CCGUACACGCGAGCGAAAGUGAUCACGAAGAUUGCAUGGUGCCGCUGGAGCUAGAGCUGGAAAUUUGAGACACUAAUCGAAAAUGAUUAACACCGGGAAAUUAGCAGGGCGCACGCUGUUCAUCACUGGUGCAAGCAGAGGCAUUGGGAAGGCGAUUGCAUUGAAAGCUGCUAGAGAUGGAGCCAAUGUCGUCAUCGCUGCCAAGACUGCUGAACCUCAUCCAAAGCUUCCAGGAACCAUCUACACAGCAGCAGAAGAAGUGGAGAAAGCUGGUGGGAAAUGCCUGCCAUGCAUAGUUGACAUCAGGGAAGAGUCACAGGUAGCUUCAGCUGUCGAGGAAGCCGUCAAGAAAUUUGGAGGCAUUGAUAUUCUAGUCAACAAUGCAAGUGCUAUUAGUUUAACAGAUACGGAACACACACCUAUGAAGAAAUACGAUCUCAUGAAUUCCAUCAAUGCAAGAGGAACGUAUCUUUGCUCCAGAGUUUGCCUUCCACAUCUCAGAAAAGGAACCAAUCCUCAUAUCUUAAAUCUCAGUCCACCUUUGAACUUUGAACCCAAAUGGUUCAGAGGUCAUGUAGCCUAUUCAAUAGCCAAGUAUGGAAUGUCUUUAUGUGUACUGGGAAUGGCAGAUGAAUUCAAACCUUACGGUAUUGCUGUCAACGCACUCUGGCCAAGAACAGCCAUCUGGACUGCUGCCAUGGAGAUGAUCGGAGGCGAGGCGGAAUCCACGAUGAGGAGCUGCAGAACAGCGGAUAUCAUCAGCGAUGCUGCAUACGCUAUCUUUCUCAAAGACAGUUCAGCCUUCACAGGGAACUACUGCAUCGAUGACGAGAUUAUGAGGUCCGAAGGCAUCACCGACUUGGGACAGUACUCGUGCGUGAAGGGAUCUCCUCUCCUCCUUGACUUCUUUGUGGACCCCGAUCCCAAAGCCAAACCAGGGGAAUUCGUUGAAUCUUACCCAGAUGAAAUAUCUGGAGGAGGAGGAUCAGGUGGAGCUGAAGCAGGAGCCGGUGGAGCUGCAGGUGGAGCUGUAGCAGCCAUGUUUGAUAAAAUGGGAGGGAUGCUGAGUGAUAGUCAUGUCCAGAAGAUUGGUGCUGUUUUCCAGUUUGAGCUCUCUGGCAAAGAACCUGGAACGUGGUACCUUGAUCUCAAGAAUGGCUCAGGGUCAGCAGGCUCCGGAGCACCUUCUAGUGACGCUGAUGCUACCUUGUCAUUAAACAGCGAUGACUUCAUCAAGAUGUUUGAAGGCAAGAUGAAAGCUACUGUGGCCUUCAUGGGUGGUAAACUCAAGAUCAAAGGAGACAUGAUGAAAGCUAUGAAGCUGGAAAAACUCAUGGAGGAGUUUAACAAGCUUGCACCGGCGGAGGCGCCCAAGGCUGAGCCUGCAGCAGCGUCAGGAAGCAGCGGAGGGCAGAUCGAAGGGAUGUUCACAAGGAUACGAGAGCUUCUGAGCGAAGAGAUGGUCGGGAAGAUCGGAGCUGUCUACCAAUUUGAUGUUUCAGGUGAUGAGGCAGGGACAUGGACCCUGGAUCUCAAGAACGGUUCUGGAUCUGCCCAGGCUGGUGCUGCUGAGAACCCAGACGUGACCAUGAUCAUGGACACUGCCCUCUUUGUCAAAAUGUUCCAGGGUAAGAUGAACCCGACCAUGGCCUUCAUGGGCGGCAAGCUGAAGAUCAAGGGAGACCUCGGGAAAGCCAUGAAGCUGGAGGGUAUCAUGAAGAAGAUGCAAUCAAAGCUGUAGAAGUAAUUUGAAUGUAUUCAUAUGGACUUAUUUUAUUGUGAGGUUUUAUAAACCCACAAUUAUAAUGCCAAGGGAUGAGAUGCCUAACCAGGGCAAAGUGUCAUCCAAAAUACAAUUGAAUUUACAAUUUAGUGUUAUAGUAA
Messenger RNA from Lytechinus variegatus (green sea urchin), 1884 nucleotides. RefSeq names its product hydroxysteroid dehydrogenase-like protein 2. Gene Ontology annotation, cellular component: mitochondrion. The coding region runs from base 83 to 1741 and encodes 552 amino acids. The record is from RefSeq and is a predicted model, not a curated record. The transcript has 10 exons. Lineage: Eukaryota; Metazoa; Echinodermata; Echinoidea; Temnopleuroida; Toxopneustidae.